AUGGCAGCCACAAGUGCAGUGAGCUUUACCCGGUACUUCUUUUACGUUGGUAAUACAAUUAGUGCAGAAUCCAAAAGAUCACUGGUUGCCCUAGCCUAUGCAACUGCUCGAACCAUGGAGGUAGCUCCGGAGGCUGUUCUCGUCCGCUCGGACAUACAUGACACUACUACCAUUGAAGGCAAGCAUGUGAAGGAUCCUAAAGGAUGGCACGGGACUUUCGCCUUCAAAAAUGGAAAUCACGUCCAGCAGGAGUUCCAUGUGGCGUCCCAUGGGUAUACCAAUGGAAAACGGGAUUUUGUCCUAAAGGAGGCGACUCAUGCCUCUCCUAAGCCAGAUAACACUCCACGAGGUGCAAAAGAUUCGGGAAAAGUCGUGUGGCCACAGGAGCAUCACCUUGAAGAAUAUGUUGACAGCCCCAUUGCCUACUCCCAUCUUCCCCAAAAGCCCUGA
Trichophyton verrucosum HKI 0517 is the source of this 450-nucleotide messenger RNA. RefSeq lists its product as uncharacterized. The coding region runs from base 1 to 450 and encodes 149 amino acids. The record is from RefSeq and is a predicted model, not a curated record. Lineage: Eukaryota; Fungi; Ascomycota; Eurotiomycetes; Onygenales; Arthrodermataceae. The transcript has 2 exons.